ACUCAGCAGAAAAGUAACAUCUUGUUCACACACAAGAUUAUAAUUAAUAAUGUCUGCCUCUUUACCAACAGAAUGUGCGAAGGGAUAUUUUGAUCCGGUAACUGAAUGUACGAAAUCUUGUAACUGUCGAGAAACAUCAGAAGAAUGUGAUAAGGAGAUUGGAAAAUGUGUGUCUGGUUGUCCGGAUGGGUUUUAUGAAGAAGAUGGAUGCCAAAGAGCCUGUCCAAGUGGUAAAUUUGGUAUUAACUGUAGUGAAACGUGUGGUAAUUGUCAGUACCAGUUACCAUGUAAUAAAUCGAGUGGAUAUUGUCCAUCAGAAGUAUGUGCAGCACAUUGGAAGCCACCUAUGUGUGAUGAAUGUGCUGAUAAUUUUUGGGAUUCCGAUUGUAAGAAACAGUGUGGCCAUUGUUUAAAUGGUGCUGUUUGUGAUAAGGAAGACGGUACUUGUCCUAAUGGCUGUGAUGCUAAUUGGCAAGGUGCUAGAUGUGAUGAAUGUUUGGAAGGAAAAUGGGGAUUGGAUUGUGCCAGUGAUUGUGGUAGCUGUGUUAAGGGUACAUGUAGCCAGUUAGAUGGUACUUGUCAGUGUCUGCCCCAUUGGACGGCGCCAUUUUGUCUGGACUGUAUUGACGGGUUUUAUGAUGAUAACUGUUCGUCUGUCUGUGGAAAAUGUAAAGAUGGCGCUGCAUGUAAUACUACGACUGGUAUUUGUCAAGAUGGAUGUAGAGUUAACUGGUUACCAGAGUUGUGUCAAGAAUGUGUUGAUGGUUUGUUUGGUGAGUCUUGUUCUACGCAGUGUAAAUGUCGAACAAAUAGUGAAAUCUGUAAUAAAAAUACAGGCUAUUGUACCAGUGGCUGUGCUGAUGGACAAAAACCUCCCAACUGUAUCGAAGAAUGUGAUAAUGGUAAAUUUGGUACUAAUUGUAGUUCACAUUGUGGACAUUGUAAAGGUGGACAACCGUGUGAUAAAGUAACAGGUGUUUGUGUCAAUGGAUGCGAACCUAAUUUUAAUGGUAAAACGUGUGUCGAAUGUAAGGAUGGUAUGUAUGGUAGAGUUUGUAAUAAUAAAUGUGGUAAAUGUAAGGAUAAUGCUAUAUGUGAUAAGAAAACUGGUAACUGUCCUAAAGGAUGUGUAAUUGGUAUGAAAGAGGGACUAUGUUCUGAAGCUUGUGAUGAUGGUACACAUGGAGAAGGAUGUAAGUUAACCUGUGGUAACUGUGCUGGUAAUGAUGCUUGUGAUAAAUCUACUGGAGCAUGUCCUCAAGCUUGUCAAGAUGGUUGGGAGACUAUGUAUUGUAAUAAACAACAACCCAAAUCGUCCAUGAUGUUUGUUGCUGUUGGUAUUGCUGCUGCUAUAUUAUUAUUAUUUAUAAUAUUAAUCAUCGUCUUCCUAGUUCGAAGGCGUUCAGCAGAAAAAGAAAGUCGAUUACGUCUACGAGAUGACUUUCAUAAUAACACGAUCGGUCGGGAAAUUACAGGAUUAGAAAACCGAGCUGCAGUAUUUAAUGUGAACCCAGUAUUGGAUUUAAAGGAUGAGUUUGAUGAUACAGAUGAUGAUAAUAACUAUGAGGAAGAAAGGGGAACCGUUGAUAUGGAUAAUGUUUAUGUAAACAAUGUAAACAAGGCAAUUGAUGUUAGUGAUCUUAGAUAUACAAUAGAGAGGAAAACAACAAAAGAUGAAUUUUCAAGCGAAUUUCAGAUGUUGCCAAAGGGUUUAACUAAAAAACAUGAUGUGGGUACCAGGCCUGCUAAUAAAAAGAAGAAUCGGUUCCUGGCAAUUUAUCCAUAUGAUGAUACACGAGUAAAAUUACCUACUCUAACAGGUGAUGAAACAUCAACAUAUAUCAACGCUAAUUACAUACAGGGUUACAAACAGCAAAGAAAAUAUAUAGCAACACAAGGAUGUCUGCCACAUACUAUUAAUGAUUUUUGGAGGAUGAUGUGGGAUGUGAAAGCCCGACGAAUCGUUAUGUUGACGAGUUUAGCUGAAGGUGGAAAGAUUAAAUGUAGUCAUUAUUGGCCAGAUUUAGAUAAAAAGGUUUUAUUUAACACCUACCAGAUCCACAAUAAACAAGAGAUCAGACGAUCAGACUAUACAAUUAGAAUAUUUGAAAUGACAGAAAGACAGAGUGGAGACCAGAGAGAAAUAUUACAAUUUCAUUUUACCUCGUGGCCAGAUCAUGGUGUCCCAUCGGUUCCUGCUUUACUCUAUUUUUAUAGAUUAGUCAAAUUGGCCGCCACUGAAGACGAGGGACCACUUGUGACGCAUUGUAGUGCUGGUGUGGGAAGAACUGGGACGUUUUUAGGUUUGGAUGCUAUGUUAGAGCAAGCCAGUGUUGAAAAUAAAAUAAAUGUAUUUAAAUAUGUAACUGCCAUGAGAGAAGACCGAGUUAACAUGGUACAAACUAAGUGUCAAUAUAUAUUUUUACAUCAUGUUUUGUACGAAGCUUUGAUCAGUAAAAACACCUUCUAUACCACUACAAGAUUUGAAGAAGUUUUCAGUAAAGGCGUGGCACUGGGGUCAGAUCUAGAAAAACAACUCAAGAAAGAACAUCAGAAUUUAUUGGCUUUGCGUCAGCAUUUAUCUCCCGAAGAAACAAAAGCAGCCUUGGCACCAGAGAAUAUUAUCAAAAAUAGAUGGGCAGAUAGAUACCUACCAGCUGACGAAUAUAGAGUAUUUUUAACAACACCAGUGAAAGGAACCACAAGUUACAUUAAUGCUGUAUCUUUACCGUCUAUCGCAGAAGCGGGUGGUUAUAUAACAACACAGAUGCCAUUAGAGGAGACAGUUGUAGAUUUCUGGAGAAUGAUUUAUGGUAUGGAUGUACAGUCUAUUGUUUCUGCUGAUCCCUCGGUUGCUCAAAACGGAUUACCGGAUUUUGGUGUCUACUGGCCCGAAGAGAAUGAAGAAUUAUUGGUUUCGCCAUUUAAAAUACGAUGUACAUCUAUUAGUAUCUGUGCUGAAGAUGUUCUCGAAUAUAAUUUGUGUUUUAAAUUACAAACCAAGAGUGAUCUAUCAGAAGAAAAGUUUGUAAAAUUAUUUGUAUUGAACUGUUGGCCUAAAGAUACACUGGUACCCAGAGCUGUAUCGCCUAUAUUAUCUGUGUUGGAGACAGUCAAUCAAAGACAAACCAACUUUCAUAAUCCUAUUGUCUUCCAGUGCUUGAAUGGUAUAUCUAGAAGUGGUAUGUUAUCAGCAGCAUCUUUAAUAAUCUCCAGAUUAAAGAUGGAUAAAGAAAUUGACAUUUUUUCUACGAUACGACAAAUACAAAUUAUGAUGCCAGAAGCUAUUUCAACUUAUGAACAGUACAAGUUUUGUUAUACAAUUGCAACCAGAUGUUUAGACAGUAUGAAGGUUUACAGUAAUCUUUGAUUUGAUUUUAUAUAAAAAAUAAUUAUUCACCAGCAUAAUAUGUGAUAUUUUGUCUUUCCAAUUUAAAGAUGCACUCCCACGAAUUUAUUUAUCCGAUGGUUAUUUCUAAUAAAAGUAUGGCUUCGUUUAAUAAAGUAGAAACACUCAAUCUUACUAGAAAAUUACUGGAUUCACUGAAAAGCACCGUGGGACUAAAAUGUAAGGUGUGACUAACUGGCAGUCAGUCUGCUCGAGCGGCAUAAGGGCUGCUUUGUAUAUGUUGAUCUAAUGGCUAGCGAUUGUGAGAACAGUGAGAUACUUAAACGUCCAGUUGACUCUGCGAUUAACAAUGAGAAAGAAAGUUGGCAGAUUAUAAUCCAAGAAUUUACUUCGACUACGAGAUUUAUGGUGAAGGAACAAGAAAAAUACCAUAAAGUCACGUGGCAAACAAGGCUGCUUAAAAUAUAUUGUUGCGGCAUAUUGUAGUUUUGUUGCGAUUAAAAUGUUCUGAGAGUGAUCUGUAGCACACUUUUGAUGUAUAAAUUAGAUUGAAUUUUCUUUUAGCCUUAAUAGAUUAUCAAAUCACACAGUUUGUUUGCGGGUAGGCAUCUUUAAUAAAACAUUUUUUGAACUAAAAUUGUUAGAAAAAGAAUAAUUCCGAAGAAAAAAGAAUGGAAACAAAUAUAUUUGAAAAAAUGGAAAAGAUUUUCUUGUCUUGCUAUAUAAGUUUAAAAUAAAAUAGCAUUCAAAAGUUUUUGAAAUGAUUUGAAAAUAUUUUUAAGACUCUCUUAAAAUAAAAUAGCAUUCAGAAGUUUUUGAAAUGAUUUGAAAAUAUUUUUAAGACGCGAUAAAACUCUCAUAGAAUUGGAAUCUUGAAAGACAACUAAUAAGAAGUAAAAUUACUGAUCGGUGUUUAUAUGGUCUAUCAGUUCUCUUAUAUUCUUUAACUUUACCUAUUAAAUGAAUAGACUAUUUAAAUCAAUUUGGGAUUUUUAAAGGCAAGUAUGGAGUUACAUAUUAGUAGGUCUGUCGAAACAGAUCAACGUCAAUAAAACAAACUUGAUAUCAGACCAGUGGCGGAUUACCCGAAUUUGUAAGCAACUGCAAUCAUUAUAUAAACUUGAGUAGAAAAUAAAUUUAAUUAAAAUAUAUUUAAGUAAAUUUAUUUAUAGUAUAUUUUGAUUUGAUAAUUGUAUUUGUGCUUGUACGAUAUUAUAUCAUUUGAAAUGAAUUAAAUCAGCUCGGCAGGGUUGGGCAUUGUUGAACAUUGAAGGUGGACUGAAGUUUAUUAUUUGACAUAAAUUACUAACCAUUAAGCAUUCACUGAUUUGAGAUAGUGCUGUUCUAUUAUAUAACGUCUAUAUUCAAAUCAAUAAAUAAUCAAUAAUAUUUUCUAUAUGAUUGAAAUUCAAUAUAGUCUCAACUGACUUUUGGGAGAGGGUCGGUGGGCAUGCAGUUGCCCCAUGCGUCUUAAUCCGGCACUAUACAGACUAUAACUCAGUUACAAAUACUUCUAUUUGUUUAUAGGUUUAUUUUAUAUACAAAUAAUUCUUCCAUUCUUAAUUUACAUUAAAUUAUUGUUUCAAAACGAAUUAUUAAAGGAAAAAUGCCCCUACAUUUCUUUCAUCCUGAUAUUUUUCUUAUUAUUUAUCAUAUUUGUAUUUAAUGAAAAUGUAUAAUAUAUUCUAUAUUUGUAUAUUAUA
This is a messenger RNA of Patella vulgata (common limpet), 5052 nucleotides long. Its product is annotated as receptor-type tyrosine-protein phosphatase alpha. The transcript has 26 exons. NCBI's taxonomy places the organism in Eukaryota, Metazoa, Mollusca, Gastropoda, Patellidae. The record is from RefSeq and is a predicted model, not a curated record. Gene Ontology annotation, biological process: protein dephosphorylation. Gene Ontology annotation, molecular function: protein tyrosine phosphatase activity. The coding region runs from base 50 to 3370 and encodes 1106 amino acids.